Messenger RNA from Zootermopsis nevadensis, 3109 nucleotides. It is a transcript of the gene Rift, whose product is annotated as Riboflavin transporter. NCBI's taxonomy places the organism in Eukaryota, Metazoa, Arthropoda, Insecta, Blattodea, Termopsidae. Gene Ontology annotation, cellular component: plasma membrane. Gene Ontology annotation, biological process: riboflavin transport. The record is from RefSeq and is a predicted model, not a curated record. Gene Ontology annotation, molecular function: riboflavin transmembrane transporter activity.
CUAUGUGUCAUAUUAGCAAAGAAAACGUUCAGCGCGAGCUUCACUAUGAGCGAAAUUUCUUUAUAGGCCGACGUAAAUUUUUAGCCGAAAGAGUGGUAGCAACUUUUCCAUAUAAAUGUAGCUGGUUUGAUAGUGUAAGCUCAGCUUAUUUGUUAAUUACGCUUAGAAAUAAAAUGUUUGUGAAACACGUGAAUCAGCACAACGAGAGAGCAAUGAAGUGUUCUACAAGCAAUGAACAGCUGUUCCAGGCAUGCAACUCGAAGUUCCUUAUCAGUGUUAUGUAAGGUCAGGGAGUAACAUAACGCCAAUGAAACGAACAUCGAUGUCAUCAUCGAAAUCAGUACAGUCUUCUGCAAAUCAAGUAAUAUGCGGACAAGAGAAAAGGUUGUUUUAUAUUUAUUGUUGUUACAGUUUUGGUGUAAGAAUUCUUGGAAAUGUGAAGGCACUGUUUAGUCAGUGAGUACAGAACUAAAAACUCCUGUGCACGAUACAUAACCUUGCAUUUACAAUCUAGUUUUCUUCAUGUCCUGCCUUUUCAAAGGAGCUGACACAAUUUUGUGUAUGUAGUAGUAAGGGUAAGACUAGUCGACCUAUUAUCACACAUUUUAUUUUAAGGUUAAUUUUCAAGAUGAAUUCAACUGCAGAUUAUAGCAUCAUUGUAUGACCAUGUGCUUGAUAAGUGAAGGGACACCUCUUCUAUCAUAUCAGCAAGUACAGUCUUCAUCAGCUGACAACAUGACAGAUGUGUUUUGUAUAUGUCACAGAUUUUCUAAUCGUAAAUUCUUAGUAGAUAUAUUGGCCAUUCUCUUUGGUAUUUCAGCAUGGUUAUCUGUAAAUGGUACAUUUGUGCAAUUACCAUUACUGGUACAGUCACAGCCAGAAGGCUGGAGUCUACCAUCUUAUAUUGCUGUAAUCAUUCAGAUUGCAAAUGUAGGGCCAAUUCUUUACAGUAUUUCACAAAAGCUUUUCCCUGGAAAAAUAAAAGACAGUUGGAUAAUUUAUGUAAUUCUCAUACUUGGUAGUACAGCGUUGUUACUGAUGGCAUUUUUUUAUCAUGAAACUAGUUUUAUUAGUGAUGGGCAGUAUAGUACUGCGCUUUUUGUUCUCAUCUUCGUUGGCGCAUUGGUUGGGUGCACAAGCUCCGUACUGUUCAUGCCCUUUAUGGGGAAUUUUCUUGAAAUUUACCUCAUAUCUUACUUCAUAGGGGAAGGGCUUAGUGGAUUUUUACCUAGUGCAGUGGCACUGAUACAGGGUGUUGGUGGAAAUCCUGUUUGUAUUCCUGAUUCUAAAAACGUUUCUGUGCCUUAUACAGAACCACCUAAUUUUUCAAGUGAAUCAUUUUUCAUCUUUCUUUUUGUUGUGAUGACUUUAAGUACAAUAUCUUUCUUUCUUUUAAACAAUCUCGGAUAUUGUCACAGCGAAAGGACUGAUUCCCAGACCAGAUCUCAGGCACUCGGCAUGGAGUAUAUUAAAACAGCUGAAGGUUCUAGAAGCAAUCGUGCUCCUGCACAUAGUCCAAUUUUUACUGUUAGAGAAGAUGUGGAAGUGUUAAUGAAAGAUCCAGAAACCUCCAUGGUCCAUCCGAAAUUACAUAAUGCUCAUCGAAAUACACAUCUGCAUGGAAAUGCAGCUGCGAAAGAUGACGUUGCCACAACCAAUUCCUUCUCUUCCGAGUUGUCCGCAGACAAGCGACCUUCUUUAUCGCAGUCUGUGUAUAUUUAUUUUCUAGUUUUGUCAGCGUGGGUGUGCAUGUUUGGCAAUGGUAUUUUCCCAAGUAUUCAGUCAUAUUCAUGUCUUCCUUAUGGUAACGUUGCGUAUCAUCUCUCUGUGACUUUGGGAAGCAUGGCCAAUCCAAUGGCUUGCUUUUUAGCAUUUUUUUACCCAUACUCAUCAGUAAGGACUAUAUCCAUACUAACAUUAUCGAGUACUAUCAUCACGGGGUACAUCAUGGCUACGGCGCUUCUCAGUCCGGUACCUCCGCUUAUGAACACACCAGGAGGAGAAGUUCUUGUGGUGUUGACAUGGGUGAUCGUCACUGGUCUCAUCACAUAUAUAAAAGUGUCUAUUGCAUCAGUAUUGCGCUUAGAAGGUGGCCGUGCGUUAUUCUGGUGUGGAGCUGUUCAGCAGAUGGGAUCAGCUGUCGGUGCCCUCAUAUUUUUCUUUAUCAUCAAUUUCACAGACACUUUCACAUCUUACUCUCCGUGUGAAUGACGUAUGAUGUAAUUUAAGUUUUGUAAUUUGACUCGUCUCUGCCCCAACGCAUCGAACCUGUAUUUCACUGAGUGGUAGAAGAAACGAUGCAGAGCAGCAGCUUCUUGUGGGAACUGAAAAUGCGGUUAGGGUUGUCAGCAGUAAUUAGUAUGUUUAAUUUAUUAAUUCGUUAACCACCAGCCCAUUAUAAGCCUCGGCUGUGUAACCAGUCAUCAUUACCACUGACAUUUCCGCGAUUUUCCUCAACUGGUCCAAGCUUGUAUGGUACAAUUAAUUAGGCCAUGACUGUCUCCUUCCAAAUGUUUAUCCAUUCACUGUUCACAAGCAAAUCAUUUAAUGUACUGCUUUGAAACUAACUAACAACUGCAGUGAGUAAAAUGUUCCUCUUGAGCUGCCACUCAGGAAAGCUGUUAAAGUGUAGCCUACAAUUUCAUGUAAAAAUAAAGUAAAUACAAGCAGAGUGGCUAAAGAUUUGGUGUCAGCAUGAAGUAUAAAUGUUUAUUUCAGUGUGGCCGUAAGUUUAACUCUGAAAUGUAAGUGGUCUUCUGGUUAUUUUCAACUUUUUAUUUAUUUUGUAAGGUGCAACAUCUCCGUAUUUAAACGUGGUCAUAGUUUUCAAUACUGAAAUGUGCUAUACACAGUAAUUUUGUCUUUAAUACAUUUAGCAGUGUGCUUUGUUUCUUGACCUUGAACAAUUAAUUUCUGUCACUGAAGCAUAAAAAUUAAUAUACUGUGGUGCAUUUUUGAGAAUAUGAAAAAUAGCAUAGAUAUGACAUUUUGUCACUUGUCCUUCAAGUGAAGGUUACCGAGAGCUGUACAUGCUUGCCUAGUUUAUACCACGUGAGUUUACUGUGUUAUAAGAGAUUCAAAUUAAAAAAUAAAGACUUUUUUAACUGUG